This is a messenger RNA of Paramuricea clavata, 315 nucleotides long. Lineage: Eukaryota; Metazoa; Cnidaria; Anthozoa; Malacalcyonacea; Plexauridae. The record is from the annotation of a GenBank genome assembly.
AUGAUAAAGAACUGUGGAAAACUGAUCAUACGACGAAAGAGAAAUACUAGCAAUAUGCAGACAUGGGGAGGAAAGCGAAAAAGAGACUUGGUUUUGCUACAACAGAAGCAUAAGAAAAAAUACUCAACCAAUUUUCGACUGGAUCCUCUUGAAGUUGUUCAAGUCAAAGGUUCUCAGAUCAUCAUGAAGGAUAACAGUGGAAAGACUUACCGUCAAAACUCCAGUCAUGUUAAGAAAUUUCUGAAACCAGAUGAAGAAGAAGAGGAAGUAAGCAUUGACAAAGAAGAAUUGGAAGGCGAAGUAGAAGAUGCUUAA